This is a messenger RNA of Haliotis rubra (blacklip abalone), 915 nucleotides long. RefSeq names its product vacuolar protein sorting-associated protein 13D-like. The record is from RefSeq and is a predicted model, not a curated record. The transcript has 4 exons. NCBI's taxonomy places the organism in Eukaryota, Metazoa, Mollusca, Gastropoda, Lepetellida, Haliotidae. Bases 1 to 915 code for a protein of 304 amino acids.
AUGGUUCAAGGACCGACCUCCCCCCAGUCACAGAAGGCCGGAGAGGAUGUUAAUGGCAGCCUUGGUCCCUCGUUCCCUCGUCUGGGACAGAACUCUGAGGCCCUCAUCAUCAUGGAGUAUGAGCAGAUCGUGGACCCCGGACUGGAGGGGGACAAGACAGUUGAUGGGGGCAUGCAGAUACUCAACCUGCAGUUCAAUAGUCUGGAUUUCAUAGCAAACCAGGAAACCAUUGUAGAGAUUCUCAGUUUCUUGAAGAGAGCAUUCCCAUCCUCCAGCGAUAAACAGUCCUCCAGACCGCCACAGGACAGACGGCAGUCGAAACGCCAAGACUCCAUCAUUUUCCAGCCCAAGAAGGACAAGUUGAUGGUGACAGCUGACUUUAAGAGGCUGAACAUCCUGCUGCCUCGCUUCAGUGAGAAGGACGCGCGAAAGGUUGGGAAGAAGGUUGCCACAGCAACCAUGUCCACGGCCAAGAUAGAGGCCAGUCUAGAUGACAGUUGGCAGAUAGAAGGCAGUCUGGGUGGUCUCCACUUGACCGAUGUCACACCAGAAGGCAGUCUCUACCAGCAGGUAUUCAGUGUUGGGGAAAGCCAGCUAGACCAAUCAGAAGGACUCAUUUCUCCCCGAACCAUUCCGUCUGCUAUGUACCAAACUGCUCGAGAUGAAACUGUGUUCACUGAUGCUGUUCAUGCUAAGGGUAGCUCAAAGAAGGCCCUUUCUUUCAACGUGAAGAAAACAUUGCUUGAAGGAGCCGGGAUGGAACAUUUGGGCAUUCUUUCCCAGAAUCGGAUGAAAUUUACGCUGACUUUACCAUGGCAUCUGUAUAUUAUACACAUUAAGCCACAGUUCCUCAAUGAGCUGAUGGACUGUAUGUCAGAAUUCAAGGACUACAUGUCUGACUUGCCUCCUCUAUAG